CUUUUUUUUUUUUUUUUUUCCCUCUCUUACUCCUUCCUUGUUACCUAUCAACCAUUCCUGUCAUCCUUUUUUAGAUAUGACUGAAGAAGAUCACCAAGUCAAGGUUGAUCAACAACCUGAAUCUACUGUCAACACUACCGAAGAAGUACCUGUUGAAGAAGCCUACCAACUAACUGUCAAGUUACCUGGUGGCAAACUUCCUGAAAUCAAGAUAUUGGCAAGUCCUCGGGAAGCCAUUCAUGAUAUCAAGCAAUCUAUUAUGGAAUCACCUGAAACGUGUGCUCAUUCUUGUUUCUACUUAUCCUUCAAUGGCAAACGUAUUAAUGACUUUAUGGAACUUGGUGAAGUAGAAGGCAUUACUACUGAAAGUGAACUUCAUUUGGUGGAAGAUACUUAUACUGAACGUGAUGUUCGUCUUCAUAUUACUCGUCUUCGUGAUCUUUUGGGUGGUCCUUACAAACAGAAUCCUUCUUCUAUUGGUAUUGAUCCUUCUCUCUCCUUUUUGACAGCUGUCACUGGUGAAAUUGAUGAAGAAAUUACUGCCGAAAGUGAAAAGAAAAUGGAAGAUAUUUUCUCGGAUGAACCUAUUCCAGAACAUGCCUUUACCAAUGUAGAUGUGGAUGCUCCAUCAAAACUAUCAGAAUUCGUCCCCAAGUCCUUUCAAAGAACAGCUCCUCAAUGUCUCAAGAGUCUUUCUUUGUCUGGUUGGAAUCCUGUUACACAUUCUCGUCGUCUUGCUGGUGAUUUGCUAUAUUUGAAUGUGGUUACCUUAGAAAACGAGACUUUAUGCAUUACUGCUGCAACUACUGGAUUCUUUGUCAACAGUUCAACCGCUACUGAAUUCAAUCCUCGUCCUCGUAGUGGUAAACGUGCUCACUCUUUGAUUCGUCUCUUACAAACACUCUCGCCUCAAUUUGCAAACAACUUUGCUAAGGUCCAAGAUUUUAUUACGCAACAUCAUAUGCUUGAAGUUUUACCUGUCAAUACAUACUUCCCUCAUCAUCCUUGGGCUGUCCAAUCUACCGAACCUACUUUUGAUCUUGCACGACCUGCUGAACCUUAUCUCAAUUAUGGCCCUGACGCUGUAGAUUCUUUACGCGACUGGAACGAUGAAUUACAAUCCCACCGUGAAUUACCCAAAUCCAACCUUCAAGAACGUGUCUUGCGUGAACGUCUUAUCACCAAGGUACAAUCUGAAUUUACUGAAGCUGCUGUACGUGGUGCAAUUGCCGUAGUGAAUGGAUCGGUUAUUCCUUUGAAUCCUUUGGAACCUGAAGAAUCCCAUAUGUACGUCUACAACAACAUCUUUUUCAGCAAAGGCAAUGAUGGUCGUGGUACUUUUGAAACCCUAGGUGCUGAUGAAGCUGCUCAUGUGGCCACUGGCAAGGAUUUAGAAGGUGUCAAGAUUUUGAAUAGUAUUGAUAUGGAUGGUCUUUAUACUUUGGGUAGCGUUAUUGUGGAUUACAAAGGGAUUCGUGUGGUAGCUCAAAGCAUUGUGCCUGGUAUUUUCCGUCGUCAAGAUGAAAAUUCCAUUGUGUAUGGUUCUGUGGAUAAUGGUACUACUAUUACAGCUGACAAGACAUUCCAUGAAGCUAUCGAACAAAAUGUUGCCAAGCCUCUUCAUUUAUCCCAACAUUCUCUGGUGGAUGGUCAAGGUGAAUCGACAAAUCUUUAUACUUCUUUGGAAACCAAAGGUCUUUUGGGUGCUGAUGGCCGUCGUUAUCUUCUUGAUUUAUACCGUUUGAAUCCUGUCGAUAUUGAAUUCCAAGAUGCUGAAUGUGUUGCUACUAAACACAAGCCUGCCUAUCCUCAUAAGAUGACCUUACUUCGACCGGAAUUGAUGAGUAUGUACUGGGAACAUAUGUUUAGACAAUGGUACAAGGCCAAAGUAGAUGCUAUUCGAAAGGAACGUGCUGAUGCUAUUGGUGCUGUGGAACAAGAAGAGAAGAAGGAUGAAUCAUUGGAACAACAACAACAACAACAAAACGGUGUGGACAAGACUCAACAACAAGAAGAAGAGCAAGAAGAAGAUUUCAAGAUUGAUGUCAAUGAAUUCCAACUUGCAUUCAACCCUGAUGUUUUUACUACUGCUAAACAAAAGGAAGAUGAUCAUAUCAAGGAACAAGAAAAGGUCAUCCGAGAUGCAUCCAAGUUUUUGAAUGAUGAAAUCAUCCCUACAUUGGUGUUGGACUUUGCUUCUUAUGCUAUUUCUCCUUUGGAUGGUGAUGCUUUAACAAAAGCUAUGCAUCGUCGUGGUAUCAACAUGCGUUAUUUGGGCAAGCUGGCUAACUUGGUAUCUCUUAGUGAAGAUAAGCGUAUUCAUCAUAUUCAUUCAUUAGCUGUUCAAGAAAUGAUCGUCCGUGUCAACAAGAAAUUAUUACGCAAGUAUCUGGCUACCUUGGAUUUGGAAGAAUCCCGCCUCUGUUUGUCCCAUUAUUUGAACUGUUUAUUGGGUGAAGCUGUCAAUGCCAAACCUGCUCCUGUACUACCUGCUGGCAAGACCAAAAAUGAUUAUAGUUGGGCACAUUUGACACCUUCAUCUCUUCAAAGACUUUUGAAAGAACAAGUGUUACUUUGGUUCCGUUAUUCCUUGACUGAUGACGAUUGGACUCAGCGUAAAUCUAUUCCUAUCUUACGUGAAACUUGUCUUCGUGUUGGAAUCCAAUUGGAAGCUCGUGAUUAUCGAUUCCAUCCAUAUACUCCUGAAGAAGUGGCUGCCAACGCUGCUGCUGAUGCUCAAUUGGAAACAUUAUUGUCUCGUCAACAACAACAAAAGAGCUCUCGCAAGACAAAGAAGCAUCAACAAGCUGUCGACUCUUUAUUGAUGACUCCUCGUCGAAAGACUACCUUUGUUCCUGAUGAUAUUUUGAAUAUCAUGCCUACUGUCAAACAAGCAUCAUCAAGGAGUUUAUUUGCUGAAGAAACUUUUGAAGCUGGAAAAAUGAGUUUGGCACAAGGACAUCGUCAACUUGGUUUGGAAUUGUUAUUGGAAUCUUUAACCUUACAUGAACAGACAUAUGGUUUCUUACAUCCAGAAACAAGCAAGUGUUAUGCUACUUUGGCUAUGAUUUAUCAUCAUGGAGAAGAUCGUGAAGCUGCUUUGGAUUUACAACGAAAAGCUGUCAUUGCUGCUGAACGUACAUUGGGCGUGGAUCAUCCUGAAACUGUCCAUCAUUAUUUGAAUCUCGGUUUGUUCGAACAUGCCGCUGGACGUUCCAAAUUGGCAUUACGUUACUUGCGUCAUGCAUUGUACUAUUGGGAUCUCUUGUUUGGUACUGGUCACCCUGAUUCAGCUACUGCCGACAAUAAUGCUGGUGUGAUGCUUCAAUCUCUACGUGAUUACAAGACAAGUACCAAGUUCUUUGAACGAGCUUGUGCUACUCAAGAAUAUAUCUUUGGAAAAGAACAUGUGUUGACUGCAUCUGGUUAUCACGUUCUUGCAAAAUCAUAUACUCUUUUGGGUGAUUUCAGUCAAGCAUUAUCAGCUGAACGUCUUGCUUAUGGUGUAUUUGAAGCAAAGCUCGGAAAGGAUGAUUAUCGUACAAAGGAAAGUGAUGCCUGGUUGAAGGAACUAACCUCUAAUGCAUUAUUGACGGCUCAACGUUCGCGUGAAUUACAACAACAGCAACAACAAGAACAACAAGAAAAAUCAUUGUCAUCAGAUCCAUCCAAACAAUCCAACAAAACUUCUCAAGUGGCCAAGGGCGAAUUACCGAUUGAUCAAGUGCUUCAAUACAUCAACAACGGAUCAUCAGGCUCAUCUUCCCGCAAAUCAAGCAAAAAAUCAAAUCAAAAGCGUCGUUAGUUAGAUCUCAUUCUCUUUCCCAUAUAUAUAUAUUUUAUUGUAUACAUAUUUAGUAGUGUUUUUUUUAUUGUUGUUGGUGAUUUGUAUAUCGGUUGGAUUGGUUUAUAGAUAGAAAAAAAAAAAAAGAAACACAUAUAUAUUUAGGUAUUCCUUAAAAAAAAGAUUACACAAUAAAAUGAAAAAGGUGGAUUUACA
This is a messenger RNA of Halteromyces radiatus, 4000 nucleotides long. RefSeq names its product clustered mitochondria-domain-containing protein. Gene Ontology annotation, molecular function: mRNA binding; protein binding. The transcript has 11 exons. Bases 77 to 3805 code for a protein of 1242 amino acids. The record is from RefSeq and is a predicted model, not a curated record. Gene Ontology annotation, cellular component: cytoplasm. Gene Ontology annotation, biological process: intracellular distribution of mitochondria. Lineage: Eukaryota; Fungi; Mucoromycota; Mucoromycetes; Mucorales; Cunninghamellaceae.